CAGCAAGGUAUUUGAGUAUUUCAUAAUUUGCCGUUUGCUGCACAACACUCGAAAAUUCUUCUGAAGAAUGCGCACCUUUUUAGACUCGACACAUUUUAAGCUUUCACUGCUGCUGAUGCUCUCAAUGGCGGCGUGUGUUUUUAGCGCUUACGGUGUGAUGGACGACUGUAGCGAUGACAGUUGGCAGUUAUAUAAGCUCCAAUUCCGAAAGCAAUAUCGUUCAUCGGUGGAGGAUGCGCGUCGUCGCGUGAUUUUCUGCAAUAAUAUACACAUGAUUUAUGAUCACAAUGAACGUUAUAAGAGAGGUGAAGUAACUUUCGAAAUGGGCGUUAACCAGUUUGCCGAUUUGACAAGUGAUGAAUUUCGUCGUUGGCUGCACGGUGGAAGUAUCGGUGCUGAAGCUUUAGCUGGCAGAAGUAUAAGUGCCACGAGUUUCAUGAGAACUAGACGAUUUUAUUAGAUGCAGAUAUUGAUAGGAUAUAUUAUUUGUAUUAAUAGUUGUGUAUUUAUAUUUACUUGUAUUUGUUUAAAAUCUUUA
Rhagoletis pomonella (apple maggot) is the source of this 538-nucleotide messenger RNA. Its product is annotated as cathepsin L-like. The transcript is spliced from 2 exons. The record is from RefSeq and is a predicted model, not a curated record. Lineage: Eukaryota; Metazoa; Arthropoda; Insecta; Diptera; Tephritidae. The coding region runs from base 68 to 460 and encodes 130 amino acids.